AUGAAUCCUCAAUUUGAGGCCGUCGUCCCAUCUACGUCUGUGGAAUCCAUAACAGCGGCCUCAUUUAGCACAGUCUACAUAGCUAAUGCCUCCUCGACAAAGCCAAGUCCGUCGACCAUUAUCGGACCUCCAAUCACAACAAUGACCAUUCUAGAAACAGCGAAUACCACAAUUAUUCUUUCUCCAGACUUGAUGAGUACAAUUUCAGGCUCAUGGGACGAUAGUAGAGAUGCAUCGACUGUCACAUCAACGGUACUUGGUCCUUGGACCUCGAUUUACAGCGCAACCCAAACGGAAGUAUACAUGGCUAUACCCACAGCAACUGUGACAGACCAAAAUGCAAUUGGUUUCGCAACGGUAGUCAAUUACUGCCUGAAUAUUGUGUAUCUGUGGGCUGUGGACCAAGACAGAAACCCUCAGAUACCUAUAGAACUUCAGCCAGGAUAUGCGUAUAUGGAACAGUACUACUUCCCACUUGAAGGGGGAGUGAGCUUAAAGUUAAAUACUGAAAAUGAUAUAGCCGGAAAUAUCACGCAAUUCGAGUAUACUGUUGAUUAUCAAUAUGGCGGAUUCAUCUGGUAUGACGGCAGUAAUGUGAACUGCUCACCAGGAUCCUGCCCGUUCGAUCAGAAUGGCACACAUCUGGCGGGAAACCUAGUCACCUGUGGGAGUCGAACAUGCACACCCAAUACCGUCAAUUGCACUGGCUAUUAUCUCUAUCCAACUGACGAUAAAGCAGCAAUGAUGGGUUGUCCAUGGAGUGCAAAUGUGACAAUGUUACUGUGCUAUCCAAAUACCGAAAACUUGUAA
Messenger RNA from Verruconis gallopava, 810 nucleotides. RefSeq lists its product as uncharacterized. The transcript has a single exon. The record is from RefSeq and is a predicted model, not a curated record. NCBI's taxonomy places the organism in Eukaryota, Fungi, Ascomycota, Dothideomycetes, Venturiales, Sympoventuriaceae. Bases 1 to 810 code for a protein of 269 amino acids.